UGCUGCAACCAGAAGAAUUAGUGGUUUUUAUUUGAAACACAUUCACAUCUGCUCAACAAGGUUGACAGUGCACCUUCUUUGUUACAAUUCAACAUGCUUUUGAGAGCGCUUCUUGUGGCUCUUUCGCUGCAGUUAUGUGCUUCUACUGACACUAUAACUCCUAGCAGUCCCCUCAGAGCAGGUGAUUUACUGACAUCUAAAGCCGGAAAGUUUACCUUAGGAUUUUUCAGCCCCGGAAAUACCACUCGAAGGUACGUCGGAAUCUGGUUCACAAAGGUUUCUGUGCUUACUGCUGUUUGGGUUGCAAAUAGAGAUAGACCCAUCUAUGGUUCCAAUGGAACCUUUUCGAUCAUUGAAGGCGGGCAUCUUACACUUACCUCCGGGAAAACUGAUGCAUGGUCCACAAAUAUUUCGGUUCCCGUCUCCCUAAACAAAACUAAUAGCACCUCAUGUCAACUGCUAGAUUCUGGAAAUUUAGUCUUGACUGCUGAUAAUGGCAAAACUCUGCUGUGGCAAAGUUUUGAUCAUAUAACAGACACUUUUCUGCCAGGAAUGACGCUUGGGUUAGAUAAAAGAACUGGUUUAAACCGAUAUUUAACCUCUUGGAAAUCAAAAGAUGAUCCAAGUUCUGGAAAAUACACCUUUCAAGUUGACCCGAAAGGAUCUCCUCAAUUCUUCUUGUACCAUGGUUCGGACCCAGUAUGGCGAACAGGUCCAUGGGUAGGACAGAAAUGGAGUGGAGUUCCAGAUAUGACUCAUGCUUAUAUCUUCAACUAUAGUUUUGUCAGCAAUGCAAAUGAGGUUUCCGUAACCUACAACGUUCUUAGCGAUUCUAUCAUCACAAUCUUCUCGGUGGAUGGUCUUACAAGAACAGUCCAGAGACAGACAUGGCAUGAAAAUACGAAACGUUGGAUCAAGUUCUGGUCAGCACCAAAGGAGCUUUGUGAUCAGUAUGGGGAGUGUGGUCCUUUUGGUAACUGCAACCCCAAUGGUGGCAAUCAAUUUCAAUGCACCUGUUAUCCUGGGUAUAAGCCUAAAUCACCGCGAGAUUGGUAUCUGAGAGACGGUUCAGAAGGUUGUGUAAGAGAAGAAAACAGGUCAAUGUGCAGAAACGGAGAAGGAUUCUUGAAGUUAGCAAGUGUUAAGUUGCCAGAUACAUCGAAAGCUGUAGUGAACAAGAGCUCGACAUUGAAACAAUGUGAACAAGAGUGCUUGAAGAACUGCUCUUGCGUUGGAUAUACUAGUGCAGACGACAGCGGUGGAGGCAGUGGCUGCAUUUCACUGUACGGCCAGUUGAUGGAUACCAGAAUGUAUCCUAUUGGGGGCCAAGAUGUAUACUUCCGGGCCGAUGCAGUUGAGCUAGCAAAAUACCGGAGGUCAAAAGGCCUUUUUGCAAAUAAGAAACUGGAAGCACUUCUCAUAGGGCUUGUGGUGCUAACAUUUUUAUUAUUGAUCCUUUUCGUGGUCUAUUGGGUACAUCAGAAGAUUAAAAAAGAACGGCAAGAGGAAGCUGAAAGGUCUCUUUGGACGAAAGAUGCUAAAGAAAGUGAUGCCAGUUCAGAAUUACCCUUCUUUACUCGUAGCGAAAUAGCUGCAGCUACAGACAAUUUCAGUUUGGCUAAUAAGCUUGGAGAAGGUGGUUUCGGAUCAGUGUACAAGGGUCGAAUGGAAAAUGGGCAAGAAAUUGCUGUAAAAAAACUGGCUCCGAAUUCAGGGCAAGGUAUACAAGAAUUUAAGAAUGAAGUUAGGCUGAUUGCUAAACUUCAGCACAGGAACCUUGUGAAGAUGUUAGGGUGUUGCAUUAGAGGAGACGAGAAGAUGUUGAUCUAUGAAUUCAUGCCAAACAAAAGCUUGGACUAUUUCAUUUUCAAGGAGGAGAAUAAGUUGUCUUUGGAUUGGAAUAAACGCUUUGACAUCAUAAUGGGGAUCGCUAGAGGGAUGUUAUAUCUUCACCAAGACUCGCGACUAAGGAUCAUCCACAGGGACAUGAAAGCAAGCAAUGUCUUGCUGGAUAAGGAUAUGGUUCCCAAAAUCUCAGAUUUUGGAAUGGCUAGAAUUUUUGGAAAUGAGCAAGUGCAAGUAAACACUACCAGGGUGGUCGGAACCUAUGGAUAUAUGGCACCAGAGUAUGCACUGGAGGGACUGAUGUCUGUAAAGUCUGAUGUCUUUAGCUUUGGAGUCUUGUUACUGGAAAUUAUUACUGGUAGAAAAAACUCGGGUCUUUAUCAUGACAAUCCUUCUAUAAAUUUAGUUGGUCAUGUUUGGGAGCUUUGGAAAGAAGGAAAAUCCUCAGAAAUUGUUGAUCCAUGUUUGAAAGAUGCAGAUAAUGAGGAAUUCUUAAUAUGCAUACAAACUGGACUAUUAUGUGUGCAAGAAUGUGCAGAUGAUAGACCAACAAUGUCAGCAGUAGUUUUUAUGUUGAGCAACAAAGUCAAAAUUCCUUUUCCUAAUCAACCUGCAUUUAUCCACAAAGGGCGUCAACAAGAUGCAGAUCCAUCAUCAUCUAGUGCUGGUGCAUAUUCGGUAAAUGAACUCUCAAUCACUUCCAUGAUUGACGGUCGCUGAGGCCGAGGCCGAGGCCAGGGUCGGGUAAUCAGGUUAAUCUGAGCUUCUAUGUGAUUUCAGUUUGAACAUUUCAUACUACUAGGCAGUGGCGGACCCAGGAUUUUCCGACUGGUGAGUCACAAUCGAUAAUCAAAUAUGUUAAAAAAAUUUUUUUACCAAACAACCAAAUAAUAGUACUAAAAAAUACAUCCAAAUAUUCAAACAGUACAAAAUACAACCAAAUGUUCAUAUAAUACUACAAAAGACAACUAAAUAGUAAUGCAAACUUAUUAAAAUAGUUCUCGACGAGUUUUCAUGUUUUGAUAUCGAUUCAUGAUAUCUUCCAUGCUAACAUUCAAAAACAAAUCAUUCUCCAAAUAAGUAAUUAAACAAUCAUUCAACAUUUGAUCUCCCAUGCUAUUUCGUAGUUUGUCUUUCACUUGCUUCAUGCCAGAAAAUACUCUUUCCACACUUGCCGUUGCGACAGGAAGAAGCAACACCAAUUUCAAAAGUAAAUAGACCCUAUCAUGAGUUUCAGACAAUCCCGUUUCAACCAAUUUGAUUGAAAGAUCACUAAGACCCUUCAAAUUCCAAAACCUUUCAUCUCCUCUAACAGAACAAAUGUAACUAUCAAGUGUAUGACCAAAGACUAUCAAUUCUGAACUUGGAAAUUCAUUAGGAUAGAAUUUUGCAAGCUUAAUCAAUUUUUCCUUAUCAAACUUAGAAAAACGAUCCACAGGACUCAAACAAGACAUACACACAAGUAGUUCUUUAGUUAUUUCGGGAAAUCGAUUUUCAAGUUCUUGCAAUUGAAGAUCAAUGACACCAAAAAAAACUUCAACUCGAAAAUGAUGUAGAUUGGACACUUGUGGGCAUUUACCUCUAAACAACCUCCUCCCGGGAACAACAUAUUUAGCCUCCAUAUCUGGAACUGCAAUGUCAUAGUCACCAAUAAAAGAAAUUACCUUUUCCAUAUGAGAAUCCCAUUCUUCAUCUCUCAUUUUUUGCAAAUUAGUCUUGGUUACAUUAACCAUGGCCAUUGCAUUCACAAUGUCUUGAUCGUGCUUUUGUAAGGCCACAUUCAAAGCAUUUGUUAUCGCAAAUAUACUAACCAUCAAGUGUGCCACGAACACAAAAUCAAAGGACAUCAGAAGAUUUGUAAGUGUUUGAGCUCUAUUAGAAUCUAUUGUAUCAGAUACUUUUGCAAUAUCCUCAAGAGAACCAAGGAUUACAGCCACUAGGAUGUCUAUUAAGAAAUGCUCUAAUAUUAUAGGGAGUAGUUUUUGCUGUAAGAAUGGAUACAGUAUAUGGUUAAAGUUAUGAAGGUAUUCACAUGUAAAAAAGGGUUGGGAAAUACUACUGUAUAAUAUAUUGUUUACGGAAUUUCAAAUAAUAAUUAAUAAUUUAUUUGACUAGCUCACAAAUGUUGACGUUAUUUUUAGACAGUUGACUUUAGCAAAAUGUAUUGACUUUUUUGUACCGGCUUAUUUAUGACUCUGGAAAUACUAGAGGGGCAUUAAAGUCAAAAUAUUCUUAUCCCACCAACGUCUCCAUUUUAUCUACACAUUCACGCGCUAAAUAGAGGGUUAUACUUAUACUUCAGCUGUUCAGCAUAAAUAAUACUCGGUACUCCUUACUUAGUUUUGUGAAUUAAAAGUUUUUUUUUUUUUUUUUUUUUGACAUAAUCUUAAAUAGAUUACAUAUAAUUAUUAAAAGACGAAGGACUACUACUGGCUAUAGUAGCUAGGUCAUGAGCUUUCUGUACCAUGUCCCAUUGAACCUUAUGGACACAACACCAAUCAAAACCUGUGCUCAACUGUCGAAUUCGAUCCGCUGUCCAACGAAGACCAAUAUCACUCACCUGUGUAUCCUGCAGUAGUAGGAUCAUAGACGAAGAGUCCGUGUAUAUAGUUACUGCUGGCAAGGACCUUGUCGCAGCCCAUUAGAGACCUUGUAGACAGGCGUUCAUCUCCGCAUGUAGAGCUUAUUGAGCCAAACCGUUGCUAGCUCCCCCCAGUAGUAGCCCUUGAUCCCCUUGAACACCAUUCUCCAUGCACCAGCCCAUCCUUGAUCUAUGAGUCUGCUUAUGCUAAGAACCAUCGACCAGAAUCACUGUAGGCAACACACCCAUCCCACUAUCACAAAGGACAACUCGCAUAAACCCUGGCGGGUAGUUUGCAACCAUUUCUUGUUGGUGUAAAGAUCUCAAGCUAUCCUCAAGUUUCUUGUAGAACAAACCCUGCUGGCGCAAACCCCCUCAUAAAUUAGCGCCGGCGUUGACAGGCCAGACGGAGUUGAGGAUCUGAAACCCCUGUUAUUCCUUGCUAUCCACAAACCUCACAAGGUUGCGAUGAAAAAAGUAGUCUUAUGACCAUUGUGACCAUCCUGGCCUAAAAAUAGGCAGAUAUAAUACAUAAUCUAAUCAUGAAAAGACUGGUCUGCGUUAGCUUCUGAGUGGAUAUGUAAAAUACCACCCCUCCAAACAUCCUGAGCAGUUGUGCAAAACCUGAACAAAUGUGUAAAUCCUCCUCCUGCGAUCCACAAAGGUCGCAUCCCACAGAAAUCUCAAGUCCCCUUCUCCCCAAAUUAGCUUUAGUAGCAAUUCCAUCCAGAGAAGUUUCCAUAUAAAAAGUUUCCACUUUGGCAGAAUGGGGAGGGAGCAAAGGGACUUAAAAUAUCCUCUCGUACCACAGCCCUCGAGUCCACGGAAGAACGUUUAAGGAAGGCAUACCCCGUCUUUACUGUGAAUCUUCCCGACUUAUGAAAAUUCCAGAACAUGUAGUCUUCCUCAUCGUGAACCGGUAAUUCCAAGCUUGCAAUUACCGACACAUCCUUAGGCUCGAAAGCAACGUCUAGUCGUGCCUGGUUCCAACCAUGAGCUUCAGGGUCCAAAAAAUGACUCACCCUCCAAGUUUUUGCCUGACGGAGCGUGAUGUUGGAAUUAAAAACCGGUACCUCCCCUUUCGUCCACCUGUCCUUACCUGCCAAUAUGGACUUUCCAUUCCCCACCUUCCAACCACAACCCCCAACAAGGUUAUUCCCGGCUCUAGCGGGACCUCGCAUUCCCCGAGAGAAAUUCCUAUUUGUCAUUCUUACCUGAGUUCCUCCUAAGAGCGGAGAAUGAAACCUUGCUUAAC
This is a messenger RNA of Chenopodium quinoa (quinoa), 5681 nucleotides long. RefSeq names its product G-type lectin S-receptor-like serine/threonine-protein kinase At1g11410. Bases 94 to 2565 code for a protein of 823 amino acids. Gene Ontology annotation, biological process: protein phosphorylation; recognition of pollen. Lineage: Eukaryota; Viridiplantae; Streptophyta; Magnoliopsida; Caryophyllales; Amaranthaceae. Gene Ontology annotation, molecular function: ATP binding; protein serine/threonine kinase activity. The transcript has 8 exons. The record is from RefSeq and is a predicted model, not a curated record.